CGCUCGCGUCCCACGAGUCCGCUUUGAGAUGAUUUGGUCCGGAUCUUGCCUCCCUUGACUUAGAAAUGAACCAAGGUCCUUCCAAACCUGAGCGCCCGAGCCCUGCCAACUAUCACAGUAUCCUUUGAAUCCAAUCACGUCCGUCCUGUAAACCGAAUACACCUCCCUUAGAAUCAACCACGCGGCCCCUGCGUUUUUCACUGCUGCUUGCAUUGUCAACAUCAACACUCGCAGGCCAGGCCUACCACGUCACUUAAGCUGCACCGUAGUCCCGAUGACGUCCAACGAAGCCGCCUUACGGGCCUUUUUCCAGUCGCCCCGCUAUGCCGUCGUGGGGGCGAGCACCAACACGGCCAAGUACGGCUACAAGGUCUUCCGCUGGUACGUGCAGCAUGGCCUGCCGGUCACGCCCAUCAACCCGGUCGCCAAGGCCAUCGAGGUGGAUGGGCAGGCGUACCCGACGGUGAGGUCGCUAUCAGAGCUCCAGGGAGCCAGCGAGACGGGCGUCUCCAUCAUCACGCCGCCCCCUGUCACCAUGAAGACGCUCGAGGAGGCUAAGGGGCUGGGCAUCCAAUCCGUCUUUCUGCAGCCUGGGACGUUCGAUGACGGCGUCCUGGCCUUUGCACGCGAGAACUUUAGGACCGUUCUUGCAGGCGAUGGGGGCCGGGGCUCGGAGGGUUGGUGCGUGCUGGUCGAUGGCGAGAGGGGCCUUGAGUCUGCGGGCAAGCUUUGAGAUGGAUCCGUUAUGGAUUGCUGUCCGAGAAUGGAAAACCGUCGUUGCAUACCUGCGUAUGCCGGCCUCCUGUAGGGCGACCUGUGGGCGUCAAAAUGAUGCACGAGUGCAGACGCGUCUUCCCGCUGCAUACGUCGGCGGCGAUUAGGCGUAUGUGAAGAACGGCGGCCACCUUUUUGAGCUUGGAUCUCUGAUGAUGCAUGAAUUCGGACGCGUGUCCGAGCUGCAUGCAUUAGCGGUUACCUGGGAGUAUUUAAAGAAUGGCUGGCGUCUCUUCGUCUGCUGCCCGCGAAGACAUCUCUCAUCUCUCGCUUUAUUUGGCGCUUACCAUCUCUUCACCGAUGCCCGCGCCGACGUCGACGCCGACGACGACAACGACAAC
Molecule: messenger RNA, 1115 nt
Organism: Thermothielavioides terrestris NRRL 8126
Lineage: Eukaryota; Fungi; Ascomycota; Sordariomycetes; Sordariales; Chaetomiaceae
Exons: 3
Coding region: 275-733 (152 amino acids)
Source: RefSeq, a predicted model, not a curated record